GGAGCUCGCGUUCGCGCAUGCGCAGCCGUCGCAGCUGGCAGAUUUCAAACUGAGCGGCGGGUAGCUGAGGCAGAGACCGAGAGAGACGAACACAACAGAGCCUCAGUGUCCAGACUUCACGCAGAGCUGGGAGGAAAAUGACGAGCACGCUGAAAGGCAUCACCCUGAAGGGCAGCGCGGAGCUGGUGGCCGAGUUCUUCUCAUUCGGCAUCAACAGCAUCCUGUACCAGCGGGGCAUCUAUCCUCCCGAGACGUUCACCAGAGUCACCCAUUACGACAUGAGCCUUCAGCUCACCACUGACCACAAGCUGAAGGACUACCUGACCAACGUGGUGUCUCAGCUCAAAGACUGGCUGUUUGAGUGCACGGUGCAGAAGCUGGUGUUGGUGAUCACGUGCCUGGAAACCAACGAGGUGCUGGAGAGAUGGCAGUUUGACAUCGAGUGUGACAAGUCCGCCAAGGAGAGCAGUGCUCCCAGAGAGAAGUCCAUUAAGACCAUUCAGGACGAGAUCCGCUCCGUCAUUAGGCAGGUAACUGCCACUGUAACUUUCUUGCCGCUACUGGAGACGCCAUGUGCGUUUGACCUCCUGGUCUACACGGACAAAGACCUGGUGGUGCCUGACAUGUGGGAGGAGUCUGGGCCUCACAUAAUCAACCAAUCAGAGGAGGUGCGUUUACGUUCCUUUACCACCUCCAUCCACAAGGUGAACAGCAUGGUGGCGUACAAGAGGAGCGACUCCCUUUAAACAUCCGCCAUGGAGCAGUGUGAAGCACCAACCACUGGCCUUUAUAGAAUACAGUAGUGUUAUUUUUGGUUUUUUUACAUUGCCCUGUCCUACCUCACUGUCUGCGUCUCUUACUCUGUUCACUGUCGUCUCCCGCUUCCUCUCAGAGCUUCUCCUUGUCUCAUGUGAUAAGAACGUGCAGAUGAGCUUCUCACUCUAUUCUGAUGUAAAUAUUGCCAUAAGAAGAGGUGUGUCUGAUUUCUUUGUGUUGUCUCCUCUUACUCUCAACUUGUCAAGCUCUAUUUUAGAAGCUAGUGGUUUGUAUGUACAACUUUUAUAAAAUGUAAUAAAACAUCCAUAUAAUUUAGCA
Messenger RNA from Paralichthys olivaceus (Japanese flounder), 1095 nucleotides. It is a transcript of the gene mad2l1, whose product is annotated as MAD2 mitotic arrest deficient-like 1 (yeast). Gene Ontology annotation, cellular component: nucleoplasm; cytoplasm; kinetochore. Lineage: Eukaryota; Metazoa; Chordata; Actinopteri; Pleuronectiformes; Paralichthyidae. The record is from RefSeq and is a predicted model, not a curated record. Gene Ontology annotation, biological process: mitotic spindle assembly checkpoint signaling.